Molecule: messenger RNA, 1708 nt
Organism: Fusarium redolens
Lineage: Eukaryota; Fungi; Ascomycota; Sordariomycetes; Hypocreales; Nectriaceae
Product: S-adenosyl-L-methionine-dependent methyltransferase
Exons: 6
Coding region: 1-1230 (409 amino acids)
Molecular function (GO): methyltransferase activity
Source: RefSeq, a predicted model, not a curated record
AUGGCUUACGCAACGGACAAUGGGCACGACUCAAGUUCAACGAGAAGUGGUGGCAGGCCCACUGACUCCCUAGUUCCGCAGUCAUCAGUCAUAACAAGGCCCCCUGCACAAACCUUGAUGUCAGCACUCACCGCCGCCUCCUCGUCGAACUAUGCCUCUAGCGUGUCUAGUGACAGCCAAAACCAAAACCAGAGCGGGGGUAUCCCUGGCACACCCGUGAGCGGACGCUCACGUCGCUCAGACGGAUGGGACCAGCAAACGCUUUCCCCGGCAGCGGCUGCAAGAGCCGGAGUUGAUGAUCCUACGAUUGAAGACCAUGCCGUUGAUCAGCCAAGCAGUAUUCGGCCCAAGGAGGAUCUAGAUGACUCUUCUGAUUCUUCAGAUGAAUACAUGACGAGUUAUCGGCCUAUGGAACGGUUACGGCUUGCUGCCAAACAGCCAGUCAUUCAGCACACCGUCAUCAUCGAUGUCUUCGAAGGGCAGCUUCAUUUAGCACCUAUCUCAUCAAAGCCGAGGCGGGUCCUUGAUGUCGGCACUGGCCCUGGAGCAUGGGCAUUGCCGCCUUACACCAGAUCUAACUGUAGUUUUAUGGCAAUGGAUAUUACGCAUGAUUGGGACUUCACCGGCGGCGGUAACUUCGAUUUUAUUCACAUUCGACAACUUGGCGAUAUUCAGGAUAAAAGGAAGUUAGUCCAAUCGACUUUUGACAACCUGAAGCCUGGAGGAUGGGUCGAAUUUACGGAAUGGAUCGCAAUUCUACAGUCACCAAAUCAUUCAUUGGACGGCACCGCAUUCCGCAAAUGGAAUGAUCUGCUAGAGCAAGGAAUGCGCAGUUUUGGUACAACGCUGUACUACCCGAAUGAAUUUAAGCCAUUGCUACAGGAAACAGGCUUUGAGCAUAUCAUUGAGACCAGAAACGGCGCGCCGACAAAUGCGUGCUAUCCUGGGAAAAGGUUGCAGCGCAUAGGCCAUCUAAUGACGCAGAACUGGCUGCUUGUUCUUGAGCCAUUAACAAUGCCUGUUUUUACGCAAGCGUUAGGCUGGUCUCCGGAUCAAGUUAAGUCGUUUCUGGUUGAUGUGCGGAAAGAGAUUGGCAACACACAAUACCAUUCCUUCAUGACGCUAAUAACUAUUUGCGCCCAAAAGCCGUUAAAUAGUUCAUCCACGUCGUCAAAGUCGGCCUCAGCUUCAGCCUCCGCAUCCGAACCUUCUCUUCCCACGAUAAAGUAGGUCCUCCGGUUUGACCAGACGCACGUUGAACACGACCCGCAAAGUUGCCUUCUCGAAAAGGUCACUUGCGAAGCUGGCCCUAAUGUAAUCAAUAACCAGCAGCACAUGGUUCGUGAUACUUGGCACAGAAUGGGGAGCCCUGUCCCCCCUCCAAGGAUGGAUCGGGUUCGCUUGUAUGCAGUGACAUCCAUGGAACGUCUAGGUUAUAAUGUUUUUCUGGUUCUUUUGCCAGGGAGGUUUUGAUAAUUGGGAUAAUAUCAAGAAACUAUGGGGUCUAGUUCAUAGACCCUUUGUUGGGUCUGAAUGGUAUGGUUUUGGUGUUCUUUUGAGCACGUAUGCUGUGAGGAACUCGGGCGCAGAUGGGGAAUUUAGGGUCGCCCACCAACUCUUUCCUGAAAAAUAUUACUCUUAAAGCACUUUUCCACAAAAAGGGCCUUAGAAUAGAUAAAUAAAGCUAUGCUAAGAUUAUCGGAAGGGA